Molecule: messenger RNA, 4802 nt
Organism: Apus apus (common swift)
Lineage: Eukaryota; Metazoa; Chordata; Aves; Apodiformes; Apodidae
Gene: VPS53
Product: VPS53 subunit of GARP complex
Exons: 22
Coding region: 8-2503 (831 amino acids)
Biological process (GO): retrograde transport, endosome to Golgi
Cellular component (GO): GARP complex
Source: RefSeq, a predicted model, not a curated record
GCCGGCCAUGGAGGAGGACGAGCCGGAGCUGGAGGCCGGGCUGGAGGCGGCCCUGGAGCUGGCGCCCGCCGUGCAGGCCGCCAUCGAGCAGGUGUUUCCCAGCCAAGAUCCUCUGGACAGAGCAGAUUUCAAUGCUGUUGAAUACAUUAAUACUCUCUUUCCCACAGAGCAAUCUUUGGCCAACAUCGAUGAAGUUGUGAACAAAAUCAGAUUGAAAAUAAGGAGGUUGGAUGAGAACAUCCGGACUGUGGUGAGAGGACAGACCAACGUGGGACAGGAUGGCAGGCAGGCCCUGGAAGAAGCCCAGAAAGCCAUUCAACAGCUCUUUGGUAAAAUUAAGGAUAUUAAAGACAAGGCUGAAAAAUCUGAACAAAUGGUUAAAGAAAUCACCCGGGAUAUCAAGCAGCUGGAUCAUGCCAAACGUCACCUGACCACCUCCAUCACCACCCUCAAUCACCUGCACAUGCUGGCAGGGGGUGUGGACUCGCUGGAGGCUAUGACCAGGAGGAGACAAUAUGGGGAGGUUGCCAACCUUCUCCAAGGUGUUGUGAAUGUGUUGGAGCACUUCAACAAAUACAUGGGGAUCCCUCAGAUUCGACAGCUUUCUGAAAGGGUGAAGGCAGCACAGAAUGAGUUGGGACAGCAGAUCCUGGCUGACUUUGAGGAAGCUUUUCCUUCUCAAGGUACAAAGAGGCCUGGUGGGCCCAGCAAUGUCCUACGUGAUGCGUGUCUUGUCGCCAAUGUCCUGGAUCCCAGAAUCAAACAGGAAAUCAUCAAGAAAUUUAUUAAACAGCAUCUCUCAGAGUAUCUGGUCCUUUUCCAGGAAAACCAAGAUGUGGCCUGGCUGGAUAAGAUCGACAGGCGCUACGCCUGGAUCAAGCGCCAGCUGCUGGACUACGAGGAGAAGUUCGGGCGCAUGUUCCCCCCGGAGUGGUGCAUGACGGAGCGCAUCGCCGUGGAGUUCUGCCAUGUCACCAGGGCAGAACUUGCUAAGAUAAUGCGCACAAGAGCCAAGGAGAUUGAGGUGAAAUUGCUUUUGUUUGCAAUUCAGAGGACAACCAACUUUGAAGGACUCCUGGCUAAACGCUUCUCAGGUUGCACUCUGGCUGAUGGGACAGUGAAGAAGCCAGAAGUGCCACCUCCUUCCACCAACCCGUUUCUGGAGGAUGAAACUGGAACAGAGACAGAUGAGAUUGUGAUGGAGAAAAGUGAUACAGACAAACCUAAGAAGCCAAAGGUUCCUGACAAUCCUUUUCAUGGCAUUGUUUCCAAGUGCUUUGAGCCUCACCUUUAUGUGUAUAUUGAGUCCCAGGACAAAAAUCUGGGGGAGCUCAUUGACAGGUUUGUGGCUGACUUCAAGGCUCAAGGUCCUCCCAAGCCCAACGUGGACGAAGGAGGAGCCGUCCUGCCCAGCUGUGCUGACCUCUUUGUGUACUACAAGAAGUGCAUGGUACAGUGUUCCCAGCUCAGCACUGGUGAGCCCAUGAUUGCCCUGACCACCAUAUUCCAGAAGUACCUUCGGGAAUACGCCUGGAAAAUUCUGUCUGGAAACUUGCCCAAGACAACCAGCAGCAGUGGUGGGCUCACCAUCACAAGUUUGCUGAAAGAAAAAGAAGGUUCUGAAGUGGCAAAGUUUACUUUAGAAGAGCUCUGCCUCAUUUGCAGCAUCCUUAGUACUGCAGAGUAUUGCUUGGCCACCACCCAGCAGUUGGAAGAGAAACUCAAAGAAAAAGUGGAUGCAAGUCUAGUGGAGAGAAUCAACCUGACGGGCGAGAUGGACACUUUCAGCAUUGUGAUCUCCAACAGCAUACAGCUGUUAGUGCAGGACCUGGAUGCAGCCUGUGACCCUGCCCUGACUGCUAUGAGCAAGAUGCAGUGGCAGAACGUGGAACACGUUGGUGACCAGAGUCCUUAUGUGACCUCAGUGAUUCUCCACAUUAAACAGAACGUCCCCAUCAUCCGUGACAACCUGGCCUCCACGAGGAAGUAUUUCACUCAGUUCUGUAUCAAGUUUGCAAACUCCUUCAUUCCCAAGUUCAUUAACCAUCUCUUCAAGUGCAAACCUAUUAGCAUGGUGGGUGCAGAGCAGCUGCUGCUGGACACUCACUCUCUGAAGAUGGUUCUCCUGGACCUGCCCUCCAUUGGGUCCCAAGUGGUGAGGAAGGCUCCUGCCAGUUACACAAAAAUUGUGGUGAAAGGCAUGACUCGGGCUGAAAUGAUCCUGAAGGUGGUGAUGGCUCCACACGAGCCCCCAGUUGUGUUUGUUGACAAUUACAUCAAACUCCUUGCUGACUGCAGCACAGAUACCUUCCAGAAGAUACUUGACAUGAAGGGCCUGAAGAGGAGUGAGCAGAGCAGCAUGCUGGAGCUCUUCCGCCAGCGCCUCCCGGCUCCUCCCUCGGGGGCAGAGAACUCCAGCCCCCUCUCGCUGAGCGCCCCGACGCCCGAGCAGGAGUCCUCGCGGAUACGGAAACUGGAGAAACUUAUCAAAAAAAGACUCUAAGUGAGCAGAAAGGGAACUCUGUUGCUCAGGACUAGCUGCAGUGACUGGGAGCAAAGCUCGUCAGACUUGUGAUUUUACAGUGUGCUGCUGCUGUGAAGUCCAUCUCCUGUCCUUCCCGCGCCCUGGGAUCUCUCAGCCCUCGUGUGUCGCGGCGCCGCGUCUCCGUUCCGACCCAGGGAGACUCCGACCAAGGUGUUUGCACUUAGCCUGGCAGGAAUGAAAGCCAGGACGUGGCUAGGUUGAUGUGGUGGAGAAAACAGAGGUAUUUGGAAGUCAGCAGCUAUGAAAAUGGUUUAGGUGGAUUGAGAGAGUGUUUGUCCUGGGUGUCCCAGGCUUCAGCCUGGCUGAGCUUCUGCUGCAGCACUGAGGAUUUUGCCUGUGAGUCAGGUGUUACUGCCCACUCCUUGUUGCAGAGCUGUUCCUCUGUUUCAUUAUGUAUUACAGGGGGCAGGAAACAACCCCAAACCACCACCACCACCAAAAAAGCCCUUUAACAGCUGGGAUCCACCCAUCUCCAGCUCCACUGGAUUAAUGAGAUGCCCAAGAGAGAACCCCAAAGCAGAUUUCCCGCAGGACAGGCAUGCACAAACCACCAGUAAAACAGCAAGGCAGAUCCUUUUCAGAACAGGAGGAAAGGGCUGAAUUAAUGCCUUCUGCACCUUGGCAAACCUCCUGCCAACGAGCCAGCAGCCUCAGUCACUGUUACAGCUUAAAGGCCAAACCAGACAUCUGCAGAGCCCCUCUCCAGCUGCUUGUUAUUUCUCUGGCCCCUGCUGGACUCGCCCGCUGUCCCUGAGGGGAGUUCCCGCGCUGUCCCUCGCCCUCUCUCCACAAAAGGCCCUUCAUGGAGCAAGUGUCAAACAGCACCAGCCCCUGGCUCUCCUGCCAGUCGGCGUGUCCCCAGCAGGGGUGUGCCCCUUUGGCACCUUCUCUGCCCUGCAAGGAGAGAUGCUGGAAGUGUUGUCUUUAACGAGGAGCCUGGGACGAGACAUUUACACCAGCCUCAGACCUUGAGGGCCUUCCUCUCCACCUUUUCCUCCAAGCUUUAGCUUGCACCAGUGCAGAAGGGAGGAGAACCAGAGGUAAAAGCCAGUGUGGAGCAGAGUUGGGGUUGGUGACAUCCGUGCCCUGCCCUUUGUGUGAGUUUUCCUGAGGAGUCUCAGUGCAGGGAGGCAUCACCUCCUCAUUAACAACACUGGACUUGUUCCCAAACUCCUGUGUACCCUUUUUAGGGGACUUUGAAGGCAUAUGGCCAGCCACCAACAUGGGUUUAGGGGCAGACCGACCAGUUGUGCCUGCUUUACUUGAACUCAAGCUUCACCUGCAUGUGCAGGAAGAAGAAGUCCCGUACCAGUUUGGCAGGUGAGGAGCUAUUGCACUGUCAUAUGCCUUCUUGAGAGGGUUCUGCUCCCCACCUGGUCAGGUUCAGGCCUUAGGACCAUAUUUAUCAGGGGCUGUGCUCACUUGGGCUGAUAGUACUCACUGCUGCACAUCUGGGAGGGCCCCAGCAUCCUGAGAGCUGUAGUGGUGAUGUCUGUCACAGUAACAACACCCGUGGGGAGGGAUGGCAGUUUCCCAUCACUCCAGUUUUAUAACUCUUCCUGAGUCUACUGCUGCUCCAUUAGUUUCCUCUCCUGAUUUCACCUCGGGUGACAAACGAUGGAGCAGUGGCUGAAAGUGUGUCAGGAACAGCUGUUCCCCAAGGAGUGAUUAUCCCAAGGUGCACGUGCAGGAUGGUUCACACCUUAUCAAAUGCAGUAGCCAGGGAGGAGGGAACAUGGGUUUGCAGAGAUUAAUUAUUCCAGUAGAGGGAUGAAUAAUUUAUUUUAGAUUAAUUUUUCGUCACUGUGUCAAUUAAUGACUCUGUAACUAAAUUAUGAGUAGCUGAAGAUGAUGUUCAAGUUAUCAUUGUUUGUCUUUCCCCAAAGGCUUCCCCGGUUUCAUUCUCUGCAUUUCCUUCUGGAGAUAAGAGGAAAUAAAAAAUAAAAAUGUGGGGUUUUUUUUAGUUUCAGCCUUUGAAGAAUGCUACAGGUUUGGGUGUUGGGAGUUCCACUUUUAGAGAGUAAGUCUGCAUCUUUCUAUUUUGGGUAGAAGGGUUUUGUCACCUUGGCUCUUGGGUGUUUAUCAGAUUUGGCACGUCUGUAUGUGUGUGUCAGCUGUGUGGAGUUUACACUCUAGGGAACAAAGGAUGGUUUGUUUUCUGUAUAAAAUGCCACUUUUUACAUUUUUUGGCCCAGGUGUAGUUCUGGCUGUUGGUCAGAGUGUGACACUAAAAUGAAUUAAAUGGUUACGAUGUUCA